Molecule: messenger RNA, 932 nt
Organism: Populus nigra (black poplar)
Lineage: Eukaryota; Viridiplantae; Streptophyta; Magnoliopsida; Malpighiales; Salicaceae
Product: truncated transcription factor CAULIFLOWER D-like
Exons: 8
Coding region: 82-693 (203 amino acids)
Biological process (GO): positive regulation of transcription by RNA polymerase II
Cellular component (GO): nucleus
Molecular function (GO): DNA-binding transcription factor activity, RNA polymerase II-specific; protein dimerization activity; RNA polymerase II cis-regulatory region sequence-specific DNA binding
Source: RefSeq, a predicted model, not a curated record
GAGAGAGAGAGAGAGAGAGAGAGAGAUGUAGAGGAACGUUUAAUAUAAGGUUUGUUUUUGCCUUAUUGGAGGUAGACAAAUAUGGGGAGAGGGAAAGUGGAGCUAAAAAGAAUAGAGAAUUCAGCUAGUAGGCAAGUAACCUUCUCAAAGAGAAGAAAUGGGCUUCUAAAGAAAGCUUUCGAGCUUUCAAUUCUCUGCGAAGCUGAAGUUUCCCUCAUUAUUUUCUCUCCAACUGGAAAGUUUUACCAGUUUUCAAGUCAUGAGAUGGAGAGGAGCGUCGCUCGGUACCGGAGUGAAGUCGGUCUGCCUGGAACAAAUGACCAACGCUCUAGAUCCUUGGAGUUUUGGAGAUGUGAGAUUGAAGAGUUAAGGAGAACAAUAGAUAAAACAGAAGCCCAACUUAGGCACUUUAUUGGAGAAGAUAUAGCACCGCUGGGGUUGAAAGAGCUGAAGCAACUGGAGCGACAGUUAAAGACGGGGGUUGAACGUAUCCGCUCUAAGAAGAAACGAGUCAUCUCAGAGCACAUCAAAUUGUUGAAGAGCGAGCAAAGAGCCCUUCAAGAGGAGAAUGCUCGUCUUCAGAAAAGAUUGCAUGAGCUGCCUGAUGCCAAUGCAAGCUCGAGGAGCCCGGAACCAAAUGCAUGCAAUGCUUUUCGUCAGCAAAGGAUUUUUCUUGAGGGAUCUCACCAUUAAACAGGCGGUGAAUGGUCCUUUACAAGAAGCUAUAAUCUUCAAAAAUGAACCUCGUGUGGUGGCUGGGUUCGUGGUGAUAAUAAAUUGCCUUCCUCUUUAUUUGCAUAAAGCUUUGGAGGCUGAUGAUGCCCCCUUGGUAUUUCGGUUGUGUUCUUUCGACUUGUGGUGUAUAAAGUGUUCCCAUGAAAAAGAAAAAAAAACAAGAGAAGUCUAUAAACUAAGUGUAUAAAAUUUAACUA